UCCGGCGGCCCCAGCGCGGAGCCCUGGGCUCUGCUGCGCCCCGGCAGCGGCCCCGGCGUGGCGGCCUCGGGACGCGGCGCGAGCCCCGGAGCCGCACCCCGCCGGACCCCAGCGGCACUCCCGGAGAUCGCGGCGGGAAGCCCGGCCGGCCCCCGGCUUUGAAGAGCCCAGCUGCGUGGAGAGGAGCCGCAGUCCGACUCGGGCGCCCAGGUUGCCCGGCUCCACCCAGUCCUGCCAGGCAGACAUCUUAAUCCUGCUAAGAAGUGAAGUGUCAAAGCUCAGGGAGGGUAAGGGACCUCUCCGAGGUCUCCACUGGAAGGCAGCAGCACUGAGGCCUCAGUUCCUGGCUUGCACCAGCUGACACCCUUAGCGUCCACAUUUGUGACCGACAGGCAGCACUGGAGAGGCUUCGAGGAGGGUCGGCCCCCGCCCCUGCUCUCCGGUUGGUCUUGGCUGAGCCCUGGUCUUACCCUUCCGUGUGGAGACGAUGCCAAAGCUGCAGGGCUUUGAGUUCUGGAGCCACACCCUGGGGAGGGCCCGCCAUGUGGUGGCCCCCAUGGUGGACCAAAGCGAGCUGGCCUGGAGGCUGCUGAGCCGCCGCCACGGGGCCCAGCUGUGCUACACACCCAUGCUGCACGCCCAGGUCUUUGUCCGUGAUGCCAACUACCGAAAGGAGAACCUGUACUGCGAUGUGUGCCCCGAGGACCGGCCUCUCAUUGUACAGUUCUGUGCCAACGACCCGGAAGUGUUUGUCCAGGCGGCUCUCCUGGCUCAGGACUACUGUGAUGCCAUCGACCUGAAUUUGGGCUGCCCACAGAUGAUAGCCAAGCGAGGUCACUAUGGUGCCUUUCUACAGGAGGAGUGGGACCUGCUCCAGAGAAUGAUUUUGCUAGCCCACGAAAAACUUGCUGUCCCUGUCACAUGCAAGAUCCGUGUCUUCCCAGAGAUUGACAAGACUGUGAGGUACGCCCAGAUGCUGGAAAAGGCUGGCUGCCAGUUGCUGACUGUCCAUGGGCGCACCAAGGAGCAGAAGGGGCCCCUGUCGGGCACCGCAUCCUGGGAGCACAUCAAGGCUGUGCGGAAGGCCGUGGCCAUCCCCGUGUUUGCUAAUGGGAACAUCCAGUGCCUGCGGGACGUGGAGCGCUGCAUCCAGGACACAGGGGUGCAAGGAGUCAUGAGUGCAGAGGGAAACCUGCACAACCCUGCCCUGUUUGAGGGCCGCAGCCCUGCCGUGUGGGAGCUGGCUGAGGAGUACCUGGACAUUGUGCGGCAGCACCCCUGCCCCCUAUCGUACGUCCGGGCCCAUCUCUUUAAGCUGUGGCACCACACGCUGCAGGUGCAUCAGCAGCUUCGAGAGGAGCUUGCCAAAGUGAAGACCCUGGAGGGCAUCGCCGCAGUGAGCCAGGAGCUGAAGCUGCGGUGUCAGGAGGAUAUAUCCAGGCAGAAGGAGGGAGAGAAGCCUUCGGGUGGCUUGCCUUUCUUCCACUGGAUCUGCCAGCCCUACUUCCGGCCAGGGCCCAGGGAGGGGAGCAAGGAGAACGGGGGUGCCCGCAGCAAACGCGCCCUGGAGGAGGAGGAGGGCAGCAUGGACGUCUUGUCCAAGAACAAGCAGAAGAAGCAGCUAAGGAACCCCCACAAGACCUUUGACCCCUCACUGAAGCCAAAAUACGCAAAGUGUGAUCAGUGUGGAAACCCAAAGGGCAACAGGUGUGUGUUUAACCUGUGCCGGGGCUGCUGCAAGAAGCGAGCUUUCAAAGAGACUGCCGACUGCCCAGGUCACGGACUGCUUUUUAAAACCAAACUGGAGAAGUCUCUGGCCUGGAAGGGGGCCCAGCCAAGGCUGCAGGAACCACAGCAGGCUGGGUCUGGAGAACCAGCUGGCUCUCCUGAGGCCGUGGGCAGUGCCCUGGCCUGAAAGGCAGCUGCAGCCCCACGUGCCACCCCCCGGGCCUGCUGCUGACACACCCCACUUACUCAGGGAACCUCCUGCUACUGCACACGGAAGGACAAGCUGGUCUUCCCUUCAGCCCACGCUGGGGGCCCAGAG
Molecule: messenger RNA, 2047 nt
Organism: Hippopotamus amphibius kiboko
Lineage: Eukaryota; Metazoa; Chordata; Mammalia; Artiodactyla; Hippopotamidae
Gene: DUS1L
Product: dihydrouridine synthase 1 like
Exons: 14
Coding region: 488-1915 (475 amino acids)
Biological process (GO): tRNA processing
Molecular function (GO): flavin adenine dinucleotide binding; tRNA dihydrouridine synthase activity
Source: RefSeq, a predicted model, not a curated record